This is a messenger RNA of Setaria italica (foxtail millet), 1086 nucleotides long. Its product is annotated as cell number regulator 6. The record is from RefSeq and is a predicted model, not a curated record. NCBI's taxonomy places the organism in Eukaryota, Viridiplantae, Streptophyta, Magnoliopsida, Poales, Poaceae. Bases 74 to 826 code for a protein of 250 amino acids. The transcript has 4 exons.
CAUCUGACGAUCUCCGACUGACUUCAUAUUCUCGUCGUCGUCGUCGAUCUCGGAUAGUCAGGCGGUGGCGGCCAUGGCGGAGGACGCCACCAGCAGCCACCCGUCUCGCUACGUCAAGCUCACCAAGGACCAGGACGCCCCCACCGAGGACAUCCGCCCCGGCGAGCUCAACCAGCCAGUCCACGUCCCGCAGCUCGAAGGCCGGAGGUGCAGCGAGUGCGGCCAGGUCCUGCCCGAGAGCUACGAACCGCCCGCCGACGAGCCCUGGACUACCGGAAUCUUCGGAUGCACCGACGACCCCGAAACCUGCCGAACUGGAUUGUUUUGUCCUUGCGUGCUGUUUGGACGCAACGUUGAGGCUCUUAGAGAGGACAUCCCAUGGACAACUCCUUGCGUCUGCCAUGCUGUGUUUGUGGAAGGAGGGAUCACGCUGGCAAUUCUGACAGCAAUAUUUCAUGGUGCGGAUCCAAGGGCAUCAUUUCUGAUUGGAGAAGGUUUGGUGUUUAGUUGGUGGUUAUGUGCUACGUACACUGGCAUUUUCCGUCAAGAACUUCAGAGGAAAUACCACCUUAAGAACUCUCCGUGCGACCCAUGCAUGGUCCACUGCUGCUUGCACUGGUGUGCAAACUGCCAGGAGCAUCGCGAGAGGAGGGGUCGGCUCGCAGAGAACAAUGCUGUGCCCAUGACGGUUGUGAACCCACCUCCAGUGCAAGAGAUGAGCAUGUCAGAGAACCGUGCUCCUGCGGUCCCGGAGAAUGGAGCAGCGAAUGCCGAGCAUGAAGCAGCAAAGACCGAGCACGAUGACAUUGAGGUCAUCCCUCUGUAGGUGUACUAGGAUCAGGAGUACUAGGAUGGGUAGCGUGAAACUGAUCCGAGUGAGCAUGUGGUUAAUUUCUUAUGAAUGUGAGGACCCAAGGAAGUUGGUGAUAACAGAGGAGUUGAUCCAGCUAUUGGUUCUGUACUCUCUCAAAUUAAUGUAUACUGGACGGACUAGUUUUAUUUUGAGCACCUGUGCUGCUCGUGCAUAGGUUAAUCGAAUCCAAGAGCUAGCCGCCUGUGCUGCUCGUGCCUAAGUUUAGCUUUGAA